Molecule: messenger RNA, 654 nt
Organism: Arachis stenosperma
Lineage: Eukaryota; Viridiplantae; Streptophyta; Magnoliopsida; Fabales; Fabaceae
Exons: 1
Coding region: 1-654 (217 amino acids)
Source: RefSeq, a predicted model, not a curated record
AUGUUUGCAUCUCUUCAUGUAAACAUACCAUUCAUCGAGACUCUCCAACAGAUGCCUUCAUAUAUCAAAUGCAUGAAAGAGUUAUUGACUAAGAAGAAUUCACUGAAAGGUGGACAAACAAUAGUGAUGAACAAAGAAUGCAGUGCCCUCAUCCAAAAGGAUUUGCCUACAAAGAGGAAGGACCCAGGGAGCUUUCACAUCCCUUGUGCCAUAGGAGACACAAUGAUUGAAAGGGGGCUUUGUGACCUGGGAGCUAGCAUUAACUUAAUGCCCUUAUCCCUCAUGAAGAAGCUACAGAUUAAUGAGAUAAGACCCACAGAUGUGAUCCUACAACUGGCUGACAAGACUCAAAAACAAGCAAUAGGAGUGGUCAAAAACGUGCUGGUAAAGGUUGGAAACUACUUUCUUCCCGCAGACUUCGUUGUCCUUGAAAUGGAAGAAAGCUACCUCCACCCAAUUAUUCUAGGGAGGCCAUUUCUGGCCACAACUAGAGCACUCAUAGAUAUUGAGCAAGGAGAGUUAAUACUGAAGAUACAUGAUGAACAACUCACCUUCCAUGUCUUCAGACCCUCACAAGAAGCAGAGCAAGAAAAUAGUGAACUAAAGGAUAAUCAUAACAAGACACCUCUAGAAGAAACAAGCAAUGAAACAUAA